Diachasmimorpha longicaudata is the source of this 2967-nucleotide messenger RNA. RefSeq names its product cationic amino acid transporter 3 (gene slif). NCBI's taxonomy places the organism in Eukaryota, Metazoa, Arthropoda, Insecta, Hymenoptera, Braconidae. Gene Ontology annotation, molecular function: L-ornithine transmembrane transporter activity; L-lysine transmembrane transporter activity; L-arginine transmembrane transporter activity. Bases 218 to 2005 code for a protein of 595 amino acids. The record is from RefSeq and is a predicted model, not a curated record. Gene Ontology annotation, biological process: L-arginine import across plasma membrane; L-ornithine transmembrane transport. Gene Ontology annotation, cellular component: plasma membrane. The transcript is spliced from 8 exons.
UCCCGUUGACAUUGGUGAUGCCUGUGAGCCCGUGUUACGUAUCUUUUUAGUCGACAUCCAGCGAUUGCAACGGAUUGUCAGACGCUCUCAGAGUUGUGCUAGUCUUAUUUCAUGAUAAAAUAAAAUUUACCGAAUUAUUGUUAAAUUAAAUUUUCGAGUACAUGAAGAGAAAGUAAUAUUGACUCCGCAAUAUUGAUCGAUCUUCGCUUCGAAAAAUAUGGCGUCCAAGUUGUGGGAAGCAUUCAGCAGAAAACGGGUGGACGAGAGCUCGGACGGGAAAGGAGAAUUGGCAAGAGUCCUGGGUCUUCUAGAUUUAACAGCUCUAGGAGUCGGUGGUACUCUCGGUCUGGGGAUCUACGUUCUAGCUGGUAGUGUCGCCAAGGAGACUGCAGGCCCCGCUGUUUGCAUCUCCUUUUUUAUCGCUGCUUUUGCAUCAGCACUAGCAGGCAUGUGUUAUGCUGAAUUUGCUUCCAGAGUACCUAAGGCAGGUUCAGCUUAUGUGUACAGUUAUGUCACCGUCGGGGAGUUCAUCGCUUUUGUUAUUGGAUGGAAUCUCAUCCUAGAAUAUGUUAUUGGUACAGCAAGUGUUGCCCGUGGUCUCAGUAAUUACGUAGACUCCCUUAUCGGGAACGUCAUGCGAAACUACCUCCACUCAAUUAUGCCCGUUAACGUUUCUUUUUUAUCCACGUACCCUGAUUUUUUUGCCUUCAUCGUUGUCAUGCUGCUGGUCUUACUACUCUGCAUCGGAGUACGCGAGUCAUCAUACCUGAAUAUGGUAUUCACAGCUGUGAAUCUGAUAACGAUUUUGAUUAUCAUCGUGGCAGGAUCUUUCAAAGCUGAUCCCGCCAACUGGAGUAUUUCCCCUGAGAACAUUCCUGAAAAAUAUAAGAACGUUGGAACUGGUGGCUUCAUGCCGUUCGGCAUCUCCGGAGUGAUGGUGGGUGCAGCCAAAUGCUUCUACGGAUUCGUCGGGUUCGAUGCAGUGGCUGCUACCGGCGAAGAAGCUAAGAAUCCCCAGAAAACCAUUCCCAUGGCAAUUGUCCUGUCUCUCACCAUCUCCUUCGCUGCUUACUUCUCCAUUUCCACGGUCCUGACCAUGAUGUGGCCUUAUUACGAUCAGAGUCCAGAGGCACCUUUUCCGUAUGUCUUCGGCCAAAUCGGUUGGCCAGUGAUCAUGUGGAUUGUCAACGUCGGAGCUGUCUUCGCAUUGUGUACUAGUCUUCUGGGGGCAAUGUUCCCGUUACCGAGGGUUCUGUAUGCUAUGGGGAGUGAUGGAAUUAUCUUCAAGUUCUUGGCGAAGGUCAAUGAGAAGACGCAGACGCCGGUAGUGGGGACGAUUGCUUCUGGACUUCUGACAGGAAUCAUGACUUUAAUCUUCGGCCUCGAGCAGCUAAUCGACAUGAUGUCCAUAGGGACACUCCUAGCUUACACAAUCGUCGCCAUUUGUGUUCUCAUUCUGAGAUAUCAGAACACAAAUACAAGCCUCAAGCUGUCGCCAAAUGACAUGCUGGAGGACGAUCCGACCUUCUUCGACUACUUCAAGCGAAUCUUCAACCUAUGCAAUCAGAAAGUUGCGACGGAAUUCUCAAGUGCAGUAGCAGGCUGGGCGAUCCUCACAUUCUCCUGUCUUGCCUUCGUCUUUGGUUUGCUUUUGAAUCACGUGAAUUUCAGUGGAGAUGGGCUCCACGUCAUAGGAAUCGUAGCUUUGGGAGUUAUUCUUGUUAUGAUCUUGUUAUCCAUGAUCGCUAUUGGGAGGCAGCCGGUGGAAGACGUAAAUCUGGCAUUCAAAGUUCCCUUGGUGCCCCUCAUUCCCUGCGUCAGUAUCCUGAUCAAUCUAUUAUUAAUGCUUCAGUUGGAUGCCUUCACGUGGGUGAGAUUUGUCGUCUGGAUGGCAGUAGGAUUCGCCAUCUAUUUCCUCUACGGUAUUCGACACAGUGUGCAAGGAAUAGCGAACAAAAGGGCUCAUGACUACACUGAGCCAGUGAGAAUAACCACCAAAUUUUAAGUUAAUCUACUAUUUUUCUAAUUAUACGAAGUAUUAACAAAAAUCACUGUUACUCCAUUCCGGAGAAUGAAGAUGCAUUUACUUGGUGAUGAUACCAAGAGAGGAUCCAAAUGAGGAACCGUAAAUCGAAAUUAUUCGAUACCAAAGCGUUUUAUCUUCCAGGUUCUCUACACCACAAUCUUUAAAGCCUAAAACAUGUGAUGGGCAGCGAUGUCUUUUGUAAAUAUUUUAUUGACAAACAUUUCACAUUUGAGCGUAAUUUAUUCAGUAUUUUAACUCUCACUGUACAUACAUAGUAUAAAUGGCUGUAAUAAUUAUUUUGUAUCUCCCCUCCUUUCCCUAUUAAUUAAUGUCACUCUCAUGGCAAUUGUACAAAAAUAAUAGUAUUUAGGAAUUAAAAGUCGCGUGAUAUAUCAUCACGGGAAUGUCUUCAAUAUCACAAAAAAUAUAUAAAAUAAAAAAAAGCAUGAUUAGUUCGUCUAACAGCAGCUUAUGUUGAUUGCCCAUUGAAAACGGGGAAAAAUACAUAGUCUUUAAAAAACAACAUGAUUAAUCAUUGACUAGUGAUUCUAAGGUUCAGGCCGUGUUUCUGAUACUUUGAAAUUUAAGCUUUUCAUUAUUAUUUUUAGGAUUGAGAAAAUACUGUGAUAUUUUAUUUCAACGGUUUACGAUAUUUGGCUUUAAGGAUUGCGAUUAGAGUCCACCAACAGUGAUGUGCUGCCAGUUUGCCUGCAAAUUUAAGAAUAGAAUUUUCCAAAAAACAAAUCAGAGCAGAUAAACCUUAAGAACUAACUACAAACUGGUCAAGAAUCAAGUUAACUCCAGUUUUCAAAUGUGUUCUAUCAUAUCCUACGAUAAACUUCUCAUGAAUUCCCCCCGAGGAGAAAUAGUAAGAGACAAACUGUCGAAGUAAUAAAUACGUAGGAUUGUCCUUCUGGUUAAUUAAAAAAACAUGCAGAAAA